Messenger RNA from Rhinichthys klamathensis goyatoka, 1623 nucleotides. It is a transcript of the gene ficd, whose product is annotated as FIC domain protein adenylyltransferase. Lineage: Eukaryota; Metazoa; Chordata; Actinopteri; Cypriniformes; Leuciscidae. The record is from RefSeq and is a predicted model, not a curated record. The transcript has 3 exons. The coding region runs from base 180 to 1526 and encodes 448 amino acids. Gene Ontology annotation, molecular function: protein binding.
UUAGCCUUACAAGUAUGCGAUACUCUUUUCGCGGAAGUUGACGUUGUUAACAGCAGGGCAAACAUUUCUGAUCAUAUCCUUUAUUUAUAUUGAGAAUAACACGUCUAUAACCAAGAAGGUUUUCAGUUUCAUGCUAGAAUGUCAGACAUGUGGCCUGGGAAAUCUGGAUUCCUUGACUGAUGGCAGCUCUGGCAGUAUUUCGCCAUGCCAGCAGCAGUCCUCUGCUCUGGAGUUGGGGACCCGUUCUGUUUGCCCUCCUGGGAUCAGUUUGUGUUCUGUUGCUGCCUUUAGUGGGCAUAGAGGAGCAAUGCUGUGCCACACUGAAGGGUAUUGCUCUUUUGCGCUGCCAGCUGUGGGGGGGUGUCCAGCGGCCUGUGGUCCACACAACCAGCCUGACGAUCCCCUUCACAGCGCUAGACCUCCUGCCACAAAAACUCAAGCCCAGCAAAGAGACUCAGUUGGAGGCAAAGGCGGCUCUCCAGCAGGCUUUGGAGAUGAAGAAAAAUGGAAAAAGAGAGAAAGCUCAUAAGCUGCUUGUCCACGCACUCAACAUGAACCCUGAGUUUGUGGAUGCGCUCACUGAACUGGGAACUAUUCUGGAGGAAAAAGAUGUUGUCCAAGCUGACCACCUCUACACCAAGGCCCUCGCCAUCUCGCCCUGUAACGAGAAGGCUCUGGUAAGCAGGGAUCGCACUCUCCCUUUAGUAGAGGAAAUAGAUCAACGGCACUUUGGAAUCAUCGAUGGAAAGGUGCGACGUCUCAUGUCCAUCCCCAAGGGCAACUCUGCCUUGCGUCGGGUCAUGGAGGAGACCUACUACCAUCAUAUUUACCACACCGUUGCUAUCGAAGGCAACACGCUCACUCUAUCGGAGAUUCGCCAUAUUAUUGAGACCAGAUAUGCUGUUCCAGGUAAGAGUCUUCAAGAACAGAAUGAGGCAAUUGGUGUAGAUGUAGCCAUGAAGUACAUCAACACCACCUUGCUGUCCCGUGCUGGAGCGAUCACUGUAAAUGACAUCCUAGAGAUCCACCGGCGGGUUCUAGGCUACGCCGAUCCUGUGGAAGCCGGGCGAUUCCGUGCUAGCCAGGUGUUCGUGGGACAUCACAUCCCACCGCACCCGCAGGACUUAGACAGGCACAUGCAGGAGCUGGUGCAGUGGUUGAACACUGAGGAAGCGCUGCAUCUACACCCGGUGGAGUUUGCAGCUCUCGCGCACUAUAAACUGGUUUACGUGCAUCCGUUUGUGGAUGGGAACGGACGGACGUCCCGCCUGCUCAUGAAUUUGAUUCUAAUGCAAGCUAGUUAUCCACCGAUCACCAUUCGGAAAGAGCAGAGGGUAGAGUAUUACACCGCCCUGGAUACAGCCAACGAGGGUGACGUUAGGCCCUUUAUUCGAUUUAUUGCGAAAUGCACAGAAAUUACACUUGACACGCUACUGAUAGCCACAACCGAGCAUGCAGUUGGGCUGCCUGGGUCAAGUAAUCACGCCUGCCCUGACUGUAAACGCACCAUACCUGUGCAUAGCUGAAAGAUGUGUUGGUAGAUGGGAAAAGAUUGCACAUGCAUGUAAUUGAAGUGCCAUAUGGUCCAUAUCAGCCUCUGAAAUAAAUCAUUGUCUAACCUUA